CUUGUCCCAAAGCAUCAUCCGCAUGUGAAUUUAAUGACAAGAAGCCUCGCAAGCAGCAAUGCCCAGGGAUGAAGCUCAAGAUCUACUCCUGGUUGACCAGAAUGGGAUUGAUAGACUGGAGUCUCAGUCUUUGCUUCCAGGGUCUCCCAGUGAGGAACGUGAUGGGGUAACCCCUAUUAAUACGACUCCCCAUUCCCCAUUCCCUUCUCUCAAUGAAACACAACAUCAGCGGCAGUCCUCAUUCGCCCAGCCGGUUCCCGAAGGACAACGGCGCACUCCUCGCACCUUAAAUCGCGUUCGGUUCGACCUUGAAGAUGACACAGAAGACGAGCGUCGAUCGAACGACUAUCCCCGAAGCUCAGAGGACUCGUCGUCAUGGCUGGAAGAGGAGGAUUACGCGCGCGGGGGCAAUACUCGGUCAGGAAGGAGUGUUACAGGACAGAUGGUCCCGCUUCUGACAGAUAUAGAAGCUCCGAGUGUCACUCUCGCAACAUCCGAAGACUUCUUUCCCGAGGAGCAUCUCGAGAAUGCUCGACCGAGAAGUGGAAUGCGAAUGGCAUUUAUGAACAUGGCCAACAGUAUCAUAGGAGCUGGCAUUAUAGGGCAGCCUUAUGCACUUCGACAAGCGGGCAUGCUGAUGGGCAUAACGCUCUUAGUUGCGCUUACAGUUGCUGUGGACUGGACUAUUCGCUUGAUAGUGAUUAACUCCAAAUUAAGCGGCGCGGAUUCAUUCCAGGCCACUAUGCAGCAUUGUUUCGGGAAGAGCGGUCUCAUUGCCAUCUCCAUUGCGCAGUGGGCCUUUGCUUUUGGCGGCAUGAUUGCCUUCUGUAUCAUUGUUGGCGAUACCAUUCCGCAUGUGCUUAGCGCACUGUUCCCUUCACUCCGAGACAUGUCUUUCCUCUGGCUUCUGACCGAUAGACGAGCAGUAAUAGUCCUUCUUGUUUUGGGUAUAUCCUACCCACUUUCUUUGUAUCGGGAUAUUGCUAAGUUGGCAAAGGCGUCUACUUUAGCGUUAAUAAGUAUGAUGGUCAUUGUGGUCGCUGUGAUAACGCAAGGGUUCCGUGUCCCUUCUGAAUCUCGGGGUGAAGUGAAAAGCCUGUUAUUUGUUAAUUCCGGUUUUUUCCAAGCUGCUGGAGUGAUAUCUUUCGCAUUCGUUUGCCACCACAACAGUCUCCUAAUAUAUGGUUCUCUCAAGAAGCCGACCUUGGAUCGCUUUGCGAGGGUGACCCAUUACUCGACCGGGGUGUCGCUCCUGAUGUGUCUGACUAUGGGUAUCUCGGGCUUUCUUUUCUUUGGGUCACAAACCCAAGGAAACGUGCUCAACAACUUCCCAUCGGAUAAUAUUAUGGUUAAUAUAGCGCGGUUUUGUCUCGGCUUGAACAUGCUCACAACUUUGCCAUUGGAGGCUUUUGUAUGCCGCUCUGUCAUGACAACUUACUACUUCUCCGAUGAGCCCUUUAACAUGAAUCGGCACAUCAUCUUCACGUCGGCUUUAGUUGUAUCAGCUAUGGCUCUGGCUUUAAUAACGUGUGACCUUGGGGCGGUAUUUGAACUAAUUGGGGCAACAAGUGCCGCUGCUUUGGCAUACAUCUUUCCUCCUCUUUGCUAUAUCAAGCUAAGCAAUGCCCCUCGAAAAGCCAAGAUUCCUGCAUAUCUAUGCAUUGUGUUUGGGGUAACAGUCAUGGGUGUUAGCUUAAUGCAGGCAGUUGCAAAAAUGAUCAGUAACGAGGGUGGUGCCGGUACCUGCAGUGCUUAGACAGAGUAACAACUAAGCCAAUCUCCGACGCUUCUUUUAGGUCUUUUCUUCUUUCUUUCAAAAGAUAAUAGAAUUUUGUUAUACCCCUCUUUGGGCUGGUGUACAUAU
This is a messenger RNA of Aspergillus alliaceus, 1864 nucleotides long. RefSeq names its product putative amino acid transporter. The coding region runs from base 59 to 1756 and encodes 565 amino acids. The transcript has 6 exons. Gene Ontology annotation, molecular function: amino acid transmembrane transporter activity. Gene Ontology annotation, biological process: amino acid transmembrane transport. The record is from RefSeq and is a predicted model, not a curated record. Gene Ontology annotation, cellular component: endoplasmic reticulum. Lineage: Eukaryota; Fungi; Ascomycota; Eurotiomycetes; Eurotiales; Aspergillaceae.